Arachis ipaensis is the source of this 776-nucleotide messenger RNA. The record is from RefSeq and is a predicted model, not a curated record. NCBI's taxonomy places the organism in Eukaryota, Viridiplantae, Streptophyta, Magnoliopsida, Fabales, Fabaceae.
AUGCAUCCGGAGCAUGACGCUCGUACCCUUGAUUCCACGCCUCGCCGCCGCACCACCGCGCCCUGCCGUCGAAUCCAUCCUGCUGCUGCUACCAACGCCGACGAAGAGGGAUGGCUCGGUAGAAGGAAGGUCAUGCGAGAGUCAGAGGAGGAGGGAGCCUCUGUUGCGUCGCCACCGCGCUGUUGCCGCCGCUGGGGGAGUUUCGUUCAUCGCCGCCGAGGGUCUACCGCUGGUGAGGAGGAGACGCCGUCGCCUCAAGCUGCUGCCGCCAUCAAGUUUCGAGGAGAGAGAGGGAGCUGCGGAGAGGGUGAGAUGCGAUGGUGGUGGGUUGUUCUACUACCCUUGCUGCCGUCGCCACCAGAAGCUGCCGCCAUGGCCGCCAGCUUCCUAGUUGCUACUGUGGUUGUUGUCCGCUGGGUAUGGCUGCUGGGGGAGUCAUUGUGGCUGCUGAAACCACCAUUGGAGCUUCUGGCCGCUUCUGCCACCGGAAAACCUCGCUUCCGUCACCCGGAAAUACUGUCGCUGCUAUUAUUAGAGGUUCGGGCCGCCGCCGUCACUCGACAAUUAUUGACGGAUCUGCUGCCGGGUUGAUUUGGAGUUGCGGCUGCUUCGCUUUGUUACUUCAGUAAGUAAUUUCUAUUUUGAAAGCCCUGUGUUAGUGUUCUAUUCCGUGUAAUAAAGUAUUUGCGAUGUUAAUGGUUCUAGGAGUUAGAAUCCGAGUUUACUUGUGGCGUUUGAAGCUAUUUCUGCUUUCGAGAGAGCAAGUGGAGCCGAGG